AUGAGCAAUCCAUGGGCUAAAAGAGAUGCUUGGAGGUACCAAGGGCAAUUCAGCCGUUUUAACAGAUUCAAGAAUGCAUUUCCAGGGUUCGGUAUUGCAUUAGGAGCUUUCACCCUCUACGUUGCUUACGAACAAAUGUUUUUGAAAGAUAAGCAUCAUGAAGAACACCACUAG
Messenger RNA from Debaryomyces hansenii CBS767, 174 nucleotides. RefSeq lists its product as uncharacterized. Lineage: Eukaryota; Fungi; Ascomycota; Pichiomycetes; Serinales; Debaryomycetaceae. The transcript has a single exon. Gene Ontology annotation, biological process: electron transport chain; mitochondrial respiratory chain complex I assembly. Gene Ontology annotation, cellular component: mitochondrion. Bases 1 to 174 code for a protein of 57 amino acids. The record is from RefSeq and is a predicted model, not a curated record.